Messenger RNA from Ictalurus furcatus (blue catfish), 4860 nucleotides. RefSeq names its product ubiquitin associated protein 1-like a (gene ubap1la). The coding region runs from base 2910 to 4112 and encodes 400 amino acids. Gene Ontology annotation, biological process: ubiquitin-dependent protein catabolic process via the multivesicular body sorting pathway. Gene Ontology annotation, cellular component: ESCRT I complex. The transcript is spliced from 5 exons. NCBI's taxonomy places the organism in Eukaryota, Metazoa, Chordata, Actinopteri, Siluriformes, Ictaluridae. The record is from RefSeq and is a predicted model, not a curated record. Gene Ontology annotation, molecular function: ubiquitin binding.
AUUUUACAUCAAGGUUUACUUUAAUUGAAUGUGAGUGUGCGUGCGUGCGUGCGUGCGUGUGUGCGUGUGUGUGUGUGUGUGUGUUGUUUUCUCAUACCUCUGCAAUGGGAGUGUGUAAUCUCUGACACACUUCUCCAGGUUGAUGAAUCAGUUAUCUCAGCAUUUUUCUGAUCCUCUUCUAAUGGCAUGAAGGUCAUACAUGCAUUUGCAGUCCGGGUUUAAGCAUGCACAGAGCUCUCCAGACACCAGGACUCUUCUGUUAUUGGUUCCACAAAUACCCUGUAUGCCUUUGUACAGUCUCAGAAAAGAGAGUAAUAAACUGUACGUUUCCUUGUCGCUGGGGUUGUAUCCUUCAUCUUUUAUACCUUAUGUAUCUUUUACAUUUUGGAAAUGUGGAUAUGUAGUAUACUUUAAAAAUGAUACAAGGUGCAAAAUUGAACCAUAAUUACCCUUCAGAGUAAAGUUUUAAAGGUAUACUACAUGCAUUUUAUUUCUAAGUAAAAGGUACAAAAUGUUCACCCUUCAGGUUACCACCUCAGUGAUGAGGAAAGGUACAGUUAAGGACAAAAGUUUACGUACACCUUUUACUAUUUUUUUUCUUUUCUUUUUAACACAUUUUGAGUUAUAACAGAGUUCCUGUGUUGUCAGGUAGUCUAUGUACUUUAUUUCUACAGGAGCUCAUUUCAAAAUAAUAGCUACUGUAAGAGAGCGAUUUAUUCCAGCUUUUAUUUACUAUAUCAGAUUUUCAUUCGGUCAAAAGUUUACAUACACUUUGUUAGUAUUUGGUGUUGUUGCCUUUUCGUUGCUCGAAUUUGAAUAAAGCUCGUUUUGUAUCCUUCCACAAGCUUCUCACAAUACUUCAGGUUUGCGUAGGAUCAUCGUCCUGCUGGAAGAUGCUGUUGCGACCAAGGUUUAACUUUCUGGCUUGUGUCUUGAGGUGUUGCUUCAGAAUUUGUAGAUAAUCCUCCUCCUUCAUAAUUCCAGCUAUUUUCUGAAGUGCCCAGUCCUUUAACAGCCUCACAACACGAUGCUACCACCUCCGUGCUUCACAGUUGGGAUGGUGGUCUUAGGAUUAAAAACCUCACUGUUAUUUCCAUAUAUAGCAUUGAUUAUUAUGGCAAGACAGUUCUUUUUUUUUUUUUUGUCACCCUGGUGAUCACUUGCAAACGUCAGUCUGGCGUUUUUUUUAUUCUGGCCUGGUAUUAAAAUGCCCUUCUUCCUUGUGCAACAGCCUGUCAGGACUUGUCAAUGUACCACUCUCUUAAUGGUUGAUAUACAUAGUUUGGUACUUUUGUUAAUUUGUGCUUCUUUAAUUAACAGUGCCAUGUCUGUAUGGUCCCAAGAUGUUAAAUAUUUGCAUACAGUUAUUUGUACAUCGCUCCUAAGGAAGUCGUGGCUGAGUAGCUUGGGUUUUCCCAUGGUGUCGAGGGCAACAAGGCACUGGCUCUAAAUUAAAGCCUGGGUUCAGUCCUAAUUAACUCGUAAUUAUAAACAAUUGGAAAAUCAAACGUCUGGAAGUCUAUACGUCAGUUUCUGAAACCUUCCAGAUUGUUUAAAGAGACCGUCAACUUGGUGUGUGUAAACUUACCAUCCAAUGGAAUUCUGAUCUAGUGAUUUAAAGCUGAAAUAAAUAAGUAUUUAACCGAAAUGACUGCCGAUAGGAGUACAGUAGAUCCCCUAAUCGACUUGCCAAAAGAAAUGUGUGGUAUCUUUAGCCUAGGUGUAGGUAAAGGUUUGGCCUCGUCAACAAUUUACUUAUGACAAGUCUUUAAUAUAGCAAUUGAAUUUUAAAAAAGAAAUCAUUGAAUAAAAAUAAUAACAUUAAGGGAAAACUAUUAUCAGCAUGGAAAACCAAAUUGAGAGUAUAUAAAUAUAUACACCAAUCACAACACCUUGACCUCUUUGUCAUGUUCCUCAAACCGUUCCUGAACAAUUCUUGCAGUUUGGCAGGGUGCAUUAUCCUGCUGAAAGAGGCCCCUGCCAUUAGGGAAUACAAUGUUUAGGUAAGUGGGACGUGUCAAAGUAACAUCCACAUGAAUGCCAGGACCCAAGGUUUCCCAGCAGAACAUUGCCCAGAGCAUCACACUGUCUCUGCCGGCUUGCCUUCUAUGUGAAUAGUGCUUCCUGGUGCCAUCUCUUCCCCAAGUAAGCGGCGCACACACACCCGACUGUCCACAUGACUCGUGGUUGUGGCUCAGGUGGUAGAGCGGGUUAUCCACUAAUCGUAGGGUUGGCGGUUCGAUUCCUGACCCACAUGCCAAAGUGUCCUUGGGCAAGACGCUGAACCUCAAGUUGCUCCCGAUGGCAACCUUGCGUGGUAGCUCUGCUAUCAUUGGUGUGUGUGUGUGUGCUAUAUAAGUGCAGAUCAUUUACUAUUUACCAUCACAUGAUUUAAAACAAACCUUCCUUGUCCCACAUUUAGUGAGUACUAACCACUGCAUACUGGGAACCACCCCCACAAGACCUGCCGUUUCGGAGAUGCUCUGAACCACUCAUCUAGCCAUCACAAAUGUGGCCCUUAUCGGAGUCGCUCGGGUUCUUAAUCUUCCCCAUUUUUCCUGCUUCCCAUAAACCUUUUCAACCUUUGAGAACUGUCUGUUCAUGUGCUGCCUAAUAUAUCCCACCCCUUGACAGGUGUAACAAGAUAAUCAAUGUUACUUACUUCACCUGUCAGUGGUUAUGUUAUGGCUCAUUGGUGUAUAUACAAAACCACUUGGCUUGCAUAGCUGUUGAAGUACUUUUAUCUGAAACAUCCUGGGCUGCUCUGGGGGUUUAUCUCUCUUUGUGUGUGUGUUGUGUGUUUUGGAAACCAGGCGAUGAAAGGCUUAGUGUGUGACUCAUUGAGUGUAAGCUUUGUGGCUCUCCACAACAGCCUGCACACUACAGAGCAGCAAAGACGCAUAUGACCGAUGACUACAAAAGAAUACUGCAGAAUGGGCAGUCUGGACGACGUUCCCUUUAAGGUUCCACUGGGUCCUCUGGAUGAGCCUCUGGGCAUGAUGGAGCCAUUCACUGCCCAAGAAAUCAUCAUCCCAGACUUCCACCAAACACUGCAUGACCUGCAGUAUGAUUUCUGUCUGGAGAACUGGGUUCUGAAUGGGUUCCCUGCUCCCUCUAAUAUGCAUGUUUUCAUUCCUGAGCAUGGUUGUGUGCUUCCGUCCUGCCCUCCAUACUGGCUUCUGUUUAGCAGCCCUCAGGAGAGGCGCUCUCUACACCUCUGCAGAAAGGGAUUAUGUGACAAAGGACAGCGACAGCGCAGCCUGAGCAUGAGCUCGGCGGACCUGCAGAGAUCCCACCUUCCCCGUACGCACUUCCUCGUUGACGACUCGGCGCACGACGCUGCAGGGUACAGCGAGGAUGACGAGUGCUCCUCCACUGAGGAAGAUCGAGGUUUUCGCUCUCGGAGCAGAGAAAGAGCCAGAUUUUCACUGCUUCACGAGGCUCAGAGGCCCGGGUCACCCCGAGCCCCGAUCCACACCCACAGGAACUCCACCAGCACUCUGAAGGAGAUGAGCAACCCACCGAGCCUGAGGUCUCCACGACCUCACAAAAAACACAUCUCUGGGUGCUCCUGUGGAAAACGAAGCAUCACCCCCCACAAACCACAUGUCACACACUCCAAGCUCCAGCCCAGACCCUCCUCAGCCGACCCGCAGCCCUCCACUCACCAACGCAAGUCUUCUCUGCAGGCUGCUCGUCCACGCACUUCUCAUGGAGAUCACCACCUGGUCUCAGACUCAUCAGUGGAGCUGCUGUAUGCUCUGAGCCAGGAAGAGAGAGAACUGGUGGAGAGCAUCACUGCUCAGGGAUACACACUCCGUUCUGCCAUCCUGGCUCUGCAGCGCGCUGGCACACGCAGUGCAGAGCAGAUUCUGAAUUAUCUGUUGGUGCGUGAUCGUCUUUGUGCACUGGGUUAUGAGAAAACUCAGGUGGAGGACGCUUUGGAGAUGUUUCAGAACUGUGAGAGCAAGGUGAGAAGCACACAAAUUACAGCGGGGGAAAUAAGUAUCGGACGUGUCAACAUGUUUUUCAGUAAAUAUAUUUCCAGUGAGGUUAUUCACAUGAAAUUUUCACCAGACUUCAGUACUAACUCAAGAAAUCUGGAAAUAUAACGAAUUCACAACACUAAAGUCCAUAAAUAAAGUUAUGUGUAAUAAAGUGGAGAAAAAUGCCGACGCGUUCAUUACUUAUUUCCCCCACUGUACGUGCUGGGGAUGCAUUUCAAAUCUUUACUUAUUCAUUUUUACUUUUGCGUGAGGUCUAGGAACUGAGAUGACUGUGGUGCAGUUCAUUGCUUAUAGUUCUCUGUGUAACUGAUGAUCCUGCUGCUUUCAGAUCAACCUGCAACUCGUCCUGCGUAAUAUAUUUGUGUCUAUAUUUUUACAUUCUGAACAUACACUGAAUUCUGAAUGGCACACUUAGGGAGAUGACGACAAUGACUAAGCGAUAACGUGCAUACUCGUGUUCAAGGGAAAAUAAUAAUAAUUUGCUAAAUUGUUUCAGUAACACAUGACCUUUAGCAAUGUUUUAAGUAAGUGUUCUGUCAUGAUGUAAUAGUACUUAUAGCACAGUAAGUUGUCAUUUGUUUGUAUUAUUCAUGUUAAGUGAAAGUGACUGAACUACGGCUACAAUGUAAGUGAUCGAUUUAACAGAUCUUACACAAUUCUAAACGUAACUAUAAACAGAUGUCGAAAAAAUAUGAUGCGUCAUUCUUUAAUAUAUAAAACUAUUUAAUUCUUGGCAAAUUGCUGUUGUACAAGAGCACUGUGGCUUAGUGGUUAGCACGUUCGCCUCACACCUCCAGGGUCGGGGGUUUGAGUCCCUGUGUGUGCGGAGUUUGUAUGUUCUCCCCGUGCUGCG